This is a messenger RNA of Alternaria arbusti, 1299 nucleotides long. RefSeq lists its product as uncharacterized. The coding region runs from base 1 to 1299 and encodes 432 amino acids. The record is from RefSeq and is a predicted model, not a curated record. NCBI's taxonomy places the organism in Eukaryota, Fungi, Ascomycota, Dothideomycetes, Pleosporales, Pleosporaceae. The transcript has 2 exons.
AUGUCUGUUAGCGAUAACUCUACCUUGGACGUGUCGCACGACAAUGAUGGUUUGGGCGGAUAUGCGUAUGGCACGGGAGACUUAGCAGUCAGUCCUGAAGAAGUCUCCCCCUAUGCAACUACACAGAUGGUCUCACUGGAAGUUGGACCAGAAGCAAUUCGCUUCCUCGUCCACGACAGCGUCUUGAGCCGUAGCGAGGUUCUUGCCGCAAAGUCCUAUCCACUGGCCUUCGUGAAGCAGUCCGUACUUCUCCCGGAGCUGGAUCUGAACACAGCGCACACUCUGGUACACUACUUGUACACCGGCAAAUACCAAAGUCUCAACACACUGGCAUCAUCCGAUAAGGUCAUACCCGAAGUGUACAAACUCGGUGCCGGUGUAUACUGCGCUGCCGCUCGCUACAAGCUACCAGGUCUCGCUGAGCUUGCCCAGAACAAGCUAAAGUCUCUCGACGAAGAGAUGAGCAUCUUCGAUAUCCUCACUGUAGCGAGAGACCAUGCGUUUCCUUUGCUACCGGAGGAUGAUCUGUGGUAUCCCAGCUAUGUCGAACAGUCGCUUAACAAUGCCAUGGCAGACGAUCCGGAGCCGUUCCGUAAGCCGGACUUCAUUACGACGGUGGAGGGUAACAGCAGGCUUCUGCAACUCGUCUGGAAGACUGUGAUGAGUAACUACGCCCGAGCACCUGCCACACCAGUCAUCAGUAACGAAGAAGCCACUACUCCAACGGCUGAGCUUGUGCCGGAGCUGAAUGAGCCGGUCAGCGGUGAAGCCAAUGUUCCUAUCACCGCGCUACCAAAGCAGGAAGACGCAAAAGAAACUGCCACGAAACUGGUGUCAGCGCCUGCUUCAGAGGAUGUCGUCGAGAAAGCACCAGUCGCAAAUGAAGCAAUCGUUUCAAAGCCAACUGAAGAAGUCGCUCCAAAACUCGAAGACGCCCAACCAGUAGAAAAGCCAGCAACGCUCGAGCCCUUCACAGACGAGCUGGACUUCAAGUCCUCAAAGACGUACCAGCAAAUGGGCAACAGGAAGCCAGAACCAGUCAAUACUAGUGAUGCCGUCUCAGAGACGACCAAAACUCCCGUUCACGUGCGUUCAGACUCGGUGAUGCAGGCCGAGCUGCCCUCGAUGACUCUUGUCGAUGGGGAGACGAAGACUAAUGGUGCUGCGCAAGCGGAAGAAGGGACUGAGCGAGCACUUGCUGAUCUGGAAGAAUUGGAAGCACUUGGAGCACAAGGAAAGAAGAAGAACAAGAAGAGGGGUAAGAAAUCAAAGCAGUCUCCUUUCGAGCCUAUCUUGUAG